This is a messenger RNA of Symbiodinium natans, 4329 nucleotides long. The record is from the annotation of a GenBank genome assembly. Lineage: Eukaryota; Dinophyceae; Suessiales; Symbiodiniaceae.
AUGGCUUCAUUGGCAACAAGUCUAGGUUUCGAUGUGGUCGAGGAUGACAUGCCAGCUCUUCUGGCUUCUUUCGAUAUCCCGUCGGAGCUCCACGCUGUGAUUGGCAACUUUACGCCCAAGCUUUUCGGGCUUGUGGCUACAGAUCUUACAGACUUGAAUCACUUCCUUGCUUCUUUGGAAUUGGCUUCUUGUAGCGAAGAUGAGUUCGUGGUUCGUGCCAAGAUUCGUCGUCUUUGGCAGCACUGCUCUGCACCUGAAGUACCAGCCGAAAAUCCUGCGGUGAAUGCAACGCAACCACUGUCCACUACUUCCUCGACAAGUACGUGGGCGGAGACUUUUCCACCCAAGCUGGAUGCUGCCGUUGUACGCUCUUUUCGGGAUCGCUUCGAGAAGUCUUAUCCUUCCGAAAUACUGGACAGUGAAUCGAUGCCGAGUUCACGGCUUUUAGCUUUGGCACAUCGUUAUGUCAAAAACAAGGAGUGGCAGUGGAUUCCUUGGGCUUGGCGUAUGAGCCAAGCUCAGCUUGACGCCUCCCAGCUUCAACGGCCGAGUAAGCUGCCUAAGCUUGACAAUCUUUUCGUGGACGAAGUGCCUGUCCGGGACCUUCCACAUGGCAACAACCCAGCAUCAGAAGGCAUCCUUCGUUCUGUGCUCUCAAUUCACUCCAAUGCCAUAGCCCUGGUGGAAGGUGCGCAUCUUGGCGUCCUUCGCCUCUAUGAGAAGCGUUUCUUGAAGUUGGCCUUGCAGCGCUUCGAGAAUGGCUCUGGCUUGCGCUCUGUCAAUGUUCAGGAGGCGAUGAAUGCAGAUCGUCGAGCUUGGGAAGUGAUAGGUGAUUUGCUUGCUCAUGGCUGGCAGCUUGACGACGCGAUCUCUGAAGUUGUGGAGGUCCGAAACGAGCUGUCCUCAAUGCUUCAAGCUCGUCCUUGGACUCCGAAGUUUGAGCCUUCUCGGGGCAAGGGCGGGUUCAAGGGCAAGCCUCCCGGCAAACCUAAGGGUAAGGGUAGGGGGUUUGGCCUUAAAGAAGCUUUUUCAGGCAAGGAACGCACACCCUGGGCAACAGAGAUUGUGCGCAACAACGAGGGUGCCAGCGACCCGCUUGCAAGUUUCUCCAUGUUUGCUGUGUUGCCAAGCAGGCGUGAGCAUGUGGUUCAGUCCACAGACUCUUCAGCUUAUCUCAACUUUGGAUACCGCUCAGGGACACAGGUCGGCAUUUGCAAUCUGACUUGGGAUUUUCCAGAGCUUGUCUCUUUCAUCAACCUUUGUUUGAGGCGAGCUUUCCCUGGGAAGAGUUGGGCUUCGGUUUGCGUGUCCCAUAACUCUUUUGCAAAGCUACACAGUGAUUCAGGGAAUUUGUACGGCUCUGAAAACCAUGUGCUUUCUCUGGGCCAACAUGUCGGUGGCCUUCUUUGGUUGGAGGGUGCAUUGGAACAGCCCGCACCUCCCCCAUCUUCCCAGUCCGUGGAUUGCUCCGGCGGCCUGGUGAACAUUCACGAAAAGCCUUUUUCUUUUAACCCACGUCUUCUUCAUGGUUCUUCUGAGUGGGUUGGAGAUCGAUGGGUGCUAAUCGCGUACACCCCGCAAGUUUUCCAAUCUGCGUCAUCCGAAGAAUUAUUGCAGCUGCAGUCGCUAUCUUUUCCAUUCCCUGGGGCUGAGACCACAUCUUCGGCGGCACUUUCACCAUCGCCAUCGCUAGUGCCUUUGGCGUCAGAUACAAAGCUUUUCCUGGACCUCUGCUGUGGCUCUUCGGCUCCUUUCUCCACGGCGGUACGUGCGCUGGGUAUUCCUUGUCUUGCAGUUGAUCCACUUUUUGGAGAAGGUUUGGACCUUCACGAUGAGACUUUUGAUAAACUUCUGGCCUUGGCUCACAAUGAAUUGGCACAUGCUAGUCCACCCUGUGGCGAGUUUUCGCUGGUUAAGCUUCGAGAAGACGGUGGGCCUCGGGCUAUCCGCACUCCAGAUGAGCCUUAUGGCAGGUCUGAUCUUACUGAGGCAGAGUCCGAACGCUUGCAUACCAGCUUUACGUUGGCAACCCGUUGCAUAUCUCUGCUGCUGGCAGUGUUUGAGUCCGGUGGCCAAACCAGUCUUGAGCAUCCCAGGAACUCUAUGCUUUGGCUUUUGAAGGAGGCUCAGUUCUACCUAAACUCUGUGGCAGCUGAUGUGGUCGUCACGUCCGCUUGCCAGUGGCAGCAGGAUUGGUUUAAGCACUGGGCGUUUGCGACAUCUCUUCGAUCACUUCAGAGCCUGGCUGGCGUUUGCCCACAUGGGAAGGAUGCACACGCACAGAUCUGGGGCGUCAAAGAUGAGACUGGGCAGCAUCUGUCUCGCUUGACUGCCGCGUACCCGGAAAGUUUGGCCAACGCCUUCGCCCAGCAAGUUCUUCCUUUAUUUACGCCGCUGCCAGACGCACACUUCGUUGUCUUGCAGGAAUGUAUGCAGCUGCUUCCACGCAAACCUAUGUCAGCUUCCUUUCCAUGUGCUACCCAGGAUGGGGGGGGAUCUUUAGCAUGCCAGAUUGGUCCUCGCCACAGCCAGGAAAGGAUGAUGUCCUACGUGAAGUACGCCACAAGCUGCAUGCAAAGCUUUUGCAGCUUCGUGCUCCACAACGCUGUGGCAUCCUUCAUUUCUGAUAAAGAUGUGUCGCUAUGGCCAUGCUUGCAUGAGGGGGUGCCGACAGGGUACCGUCGCAAUAUACCUGUGUCUGGGGUUCUGAUUCCGCUUGAGUCAAACGACUUCGAUCCACCACCUCUUCAACACUGCACGGGUAACUGGAGUGAGGCAGAAAAGGAUCCGGAGUUGUUCCGUGAUCUCAUUGAGCAGGAGGUGGCUGCUGGCUUCUUGGAAGAGGUUGGUUCACUGGAGACGGCGCAGUCACGUUGGCCGAAUCUCACUGCCGUGGGCAAGUGCAACAUUGUCAAGCAUCCUACUAAAGCUCCUCGCUUGAUCAUGGACAGUUCUAUAUCCAAUACAAAUGCUGGUUGCUACAUUCCGGAGCGCUACAUGAUGCCGUCUCUGCAGGAUAUUCGCGCAUCAUGGCCCCUCAGGGGAGAUGAUACAGAUUUUCUGGCAUUUGCUAUGGACAUCAAGGGGGCACACAAAACAAUACGAAUACACCCUGAAGAGUGGGGUCUCAAUAUGCUGCAGCUGGCAUCCAUCUGCUUUGCAUAUAAAUGCUGCCCUUUCGGUGCAGCGUUUUCAGCCUUUUGGUGGGCUAGGCUUUCAGCUUUCUUCAUAAGGUUUCUGCAUUUGCUGAUUUUCUUGAAGCAUUCCCUGUGCGCUUACGUGGAUGAAUUUUACAUGGUUCAACCUUGCGAAGUGGCAGCUUUGACGUCAUCGAUGAUCAUUUCGGUGUGCCAGUGCUUCAAUAUUCCUCUCUCGUGGGCCAAAUUACAGUUUGGUGCACGUGUGGUUUGGAUAGGCUGGUCGUUUAACCUGCGCUCACACUCCUUUCAUCUGCCAUACGAGAAGCUUGAGAAAUUGCAUACAAUGCUGUCGACACUGCUCAAAGGCGAGUUCACUACGCGGCAUGAAUUGGAGAUCGUUGCCGGUUAUUUGCAGUGGGUUUUCCAGAUGCACAAACUGCUUAAGCCUUGGUUGUCAUGUUUGUACGAUGACAUGCGUCGUCCAGUUGCAACUUCAUACUCCGUGGAGCCUUCACAGUGGAUUGAGUUCAUUUCAUGCAUUUCAGAUGACCUUCUGAUCCAGCGGCAGUUACCUGGCGCGGCGCUCCCUCUGGGUGGUCGUCUCCUUUCGGUGAAACAUCAGGCCUUGCGCAGCAAAGCAGAUCUACGACGUGUUGGUAUUUCACCAAAGCGUAUCUGGCUUCGCAUAACCAAUCCUGCGUCAUCCAAGCGUCGACUUUCGCAUCAAUCAAGGGUCUUCCUGCGAUACUGGCAGCAAUGGGCGCAGAUGCCUUUCUUUUCUCGCCCCCUGGCUAUGCCGCCUCGCUGGCUCCCAGACACUUUCGCUGCAGAUGCCUGCGCUUCUGGCAACAAGAUUGGGAUUGGCGGUUUCAUCAAGAUGGGCGAUGCACCUGCAGUGUGGUUUUCUGAGGUAUUCAGCCUUCGUUCUCUUCAGAAACUGAUCUCUGAUCUACCGUCAGUUGCACAAGAGGCCAUCACGUGCUGGGAGACUUUGGCCCAAAUGGGGCUUGUUCUUCUUUUGGCUUCAUGCUUUCCUGGCGGACGACUUAAGAUCUGUGUACCUUCUUGGUGUGACAAUACUGGGGCGUCCCCUGGCUUUCUUUGCGCAAAAGCUUUCGCUUCUUUCUUGGCAUACUGGCAUUUCUCUGGAUGUUCAUCACGUUGCUGGUUUCGAAAACACUAUUGCUGA